Molecule: messenger RNA, 685 nt
Organism: Rhagoletis zephyria (snowberry fruit fly)
Lineage: Eukaryota; Metazoa; Arthropoda; Insecta; Diptera; Tephritidae
Product: putative nuclease HARBI1
Source: RefSeq, a predicted model, not a curated record
UAAAAAGCACAAUAGGAGCAAUUGACUGCACGCAUAUUGCUAUUGUUGCUCCACCAUCAAAUAAUGUUGACCGUCCUCUUAAUUUAUAUUUAAAUAGGAAAGGGUUCUACAGUAUAAAUGUCGAAGCAGUCUGUGAUCACCGUUUAUGUUUCACAUUUUUAAACGCCAAAUUCCCGGGGGCAACACAUGACUCUGGGAUUUGGGCAACUUCUAACCUACGGGAGCAUCUCAUUCGUCAGCACGCUGAUAUGUCUGUACAACACCCGAAAGAAUCUUGGCUUAUUGGCGAUCAAGGUUAUCCUCUAGAGUCAUGGCUUCUAACACCAGUUGGAGCACCUAAUACCUCUAAAGAGCAAAAGUAUAAUAGAUUACAUGGUUCUGCCAGAAACUGCAUUGAAAGAGCGUUUGGUGUUUUAAAAUCGCGCUUCAGAUGUUUGCUGAAGCACCGAGUUCUACAUUAUUCCCAUGAAACUUCCGCUCUGGUUGUAAGCACAUGCGUUAUAUUGCACAAUAUAAUGACGAAAGCGGGAAUUAUGCUGAACGAGGUAGAGGACGAGGUUGCAGAAGACUUUGAUUCUCCAAAUAAUGCUGUUGAUUCUUCACAGUAUAUACGCGAAGGUGAAAGAACAAGAUCGAGAUAUAUUUCAACCCUUUAGUUAUUAAAUUUAUCCAGAAGUAAAGCCAG